UAUUGAUCUAAUAGCCCAAUAAAGCUGGAUAUUACAAAGGGUAAAAUCCCAAAUGAAAGCCCGCAAAAUUUCACGUCCAGCGACAACGAGACUGAGCUGGGCUCGUGCUUUUGGUCGAAUUGCUUCUUCAACCAGUGAAGCAAACAAGCAAAUCGUAGAUCCUCGAAUCGAAACGUGAAUUCUCAAGUAGUUCAGGUAAUUCACUGCUGAUAUUCAUUUGUAGAUCGAGAGCAAAGCAGUAGUAAAUUAGCGAAGCUAAGCAAUAUUUGAAAGAAUGGGUAAGCAACCCAGCGCAUGGAUUACAACCCAGCAGAAAAAGAGAUGGCCACUGAUGAUUCUAUUACUCCUUUCUCUAUCAACACUCAUGGCCUUCCUCAUCAGAUCCACCUUCGAUUCUUGCAGCAACGGUUCUAGUAACAAUGUCGGCAAUUUCAUCCGAGAAGGACAAGCAGAAGAAAAAGGGGGUACCCACCAUCAAGUUAACCACAAUGACGAAGCACCAACUCCAAAUCCUCUCGAUUUCAUGAAGUCAAAACUCGUUCUCUUAGUCUCUCACGAACUCUCCCUUUCCGGUGGGCCUUUAUUGUUAAUGGAACUUGCAUGUCUGCUAAGAGAAGUUGGCGCUGACGUUGUCUUGGUAACUAACCAGAAACAAACCGAAUCUGAUGACAUCAUUUACAGUUUAGAACAUAAGAUGUUGAAUCGAGGGGUUCAGGUUUUCUCUGCCAAAGGUCAAGAAGCUAUAGAUACUGCUCUAAAGGCUGAUUUGGUAGUUUUGAACACUGCGGUUGCUGGGAAGUGGCUGGAUGCUGUUCUUAAAGAACAUGUUGCUGAUGUUCUUCCAAAGGUUCUCUGGUGGAUUCAUGAAAUGCGAGGACAUUACUUCAAGCUAGAAUAUGUUAAGCACCUCCCUUUAGUUGGAGGUGCCAUGAUUGAUUCACACACCACAGCAAAUUACUGGAAAAACCGGACUCGGGAACGAUUAGGGAUUAAAAUGCCUGAAACAUACGUUGUGCACUUAGGAAACAGCAAGGAACUAAUGGAAGUGGCUGAAAAUAGAGUUGCCAAACUGGUUCUCCGUGAGCAUGUUCGUGAAUCUCUUGGCGUGAAAAAUGAAGAUCUAGUCUUUGCUCUUAUAAAUAGUGUUUCCCGAGGGAAGGGUCAGGACCUAUUUCUACGUUCAUUUCAUGAAAGUUUGAAGUUGAUCCAGGAGAGCAAACUAAAGGUGCCACCAAUUCAUGCGGUGAUAGUGGGAAGUGACAUGAAUGCUCAGACAAAGUUUGAAACAGAGCUGCGUAACUUUGUAUCACAGAAUAAUAUGCAGGGUCGAGUUCACUUUGUUAAUAAAACCCUAACUGUAGCUCCUUAUCUGGCUUCUAUUGAUGUUCUUGUUCAAAAUUCUCAGGCCCGGGGAGAGUGUUUUGGAAGGAUAACAAUAGAAGCUAUGGCCUUUCAGCUUCCUGUCCUGGGCACAGCUGCCGGUGGCACCAUGGAGAUAGUGGUAAACGGGACAACAGGCUUGUUGCAUCCUGCUGGCAAAGAAGGCGUGAUGCCCCUCUCAAAUAACAUCGUGAAACUAGCUACAAAUGUAGAGAAGAGGCUGACGAUGGGGAAGAAAGGAUAUGAAAGGGUGAAAGAGAGAUUUUUAGAGCAUCACAUGUCCGAAAGAAUUGCCAAGGUUCUGAAGGAAAUACUGCUGCACAAGGCAAAGCGCCACUCUGAGUCUUGAAAACUUUGCUUCACUGUUCAGUGCCUUCAUCAUCCGGUACUAAAGUUGCUCUCUGCUGUUUUUGUCAGGCAUCUGAUGAAUAAUAAACUUGAGGGUAAAAUCUAUUUGUAUAUUAUGUAGCAAGUGGGGGGAAAACUGUAGAUAAUCAUGUUAUGAUACCCAUUUUUCAUUCUUUUUUACGUUUAAAUUUAUUCUUUUAUACGUAAAUCUAGAGACAGAAAAAUUGUGAUUCUUAAAUUGGUUGGAUUCAAGAUUCCCAGUGCAAUGGUUGAUAUAUUUCCCCUUGAAA
Gossypium arboreum is the source of this 2018-nucleotide messenger RNA. RefSeq lists its product as uncharacterized. Lineage: Eukaryota; Viridiplantae; Streptophyta; Magnoliopsida; Malvales; Malvaceae. The record is from RefSeq and is a predicted model, not a curated record. The transcript has 6 exons. Gene Ontology annotation, molecular function: glycosyltransferase activity. The coding region runs from base 275 to 1729 and encodes 484 amino acids.